AUGGUCUGCCCCUCAGCUAGUGGUCCCAUCUCUUCCACCGUGGCCCUUGAGGACAACCACCACGUUCCCGGACAGCUUGCUCUGGCCUUGCUCUUCAUGCCUCAGGCCUGCUCUCCGCAGCUCUGGUACAACCACACCCAGCGGAGGCUGAGCCUGAGGACUCUGCACCCAUGCCGGAUGCCCGUGGAGCCCUGGCUGGCCUACAGACGACACCGAGGGCACAAAUGUGGCGUGUUCUUGCUGAACGGGCCUGAAUGGCGCUUCAACCGACUGCGGAUGAACCCAUACGUGCUGUCGCCAAAGGCCGUCCAGAAGUAUAUUCCCAUGGUGGAUACGGUGGCAAGGGAUUUCUCCCGGGCCCUGAAGGAGAAGGUGCUACAGAAUGCCCGGGGCAGCCUGACCCUGGACAUCCAGUCCAGCAUCUUCUACUACACCAUAGAAGCCAGCAACUCAGCACUUUUUGGAGAGCGGCUGGGCCUCCUUGGCAAUAACCCCAGCUAUGCGAGCCUGAAGUUCAUCCAUGCCCUGGAGGCCAUGUUGAAAUCCACUGUACAGCUCAUAUACAUGCCCAGGAGCCUGUCCCGCUGGACCAGCACCAAGACGUGGGAGGAGCACUUUGAGGCCUGGGACUACAUCUACCAGUAUGCCAACAAUUGCAUCCAGAAAAUCUAUCAGGAAGUAGCACUCAACCGCCCUGAACACUACAGCGGCAUCAUGACAGAGCUAUUGUUGCAUGGAGACUUGUCACCAGAUGCCAUCAAGGCUAAUGUCAUUGAACUCACAGCAGGGAGUGUGGACACGACCUCCUUCCCCUUGCUGAUGACACUCUUUGAGCUGGCUCGCAACCCCGACGUGCAGCAGGCCCUACGCCAGGAGAGCCUGGCAGCCCAGGCCAGCAUCACUGACAAUCCCCAGAGGGCAUUGGUGGAGCUGCCCCUGCUGCGGGCCGCCCUCAAGGAGACCCUGAGGCUCUACCCGGUGGGCCUCAUCUUGGAUCGACUCCUGCCCUCAGACAUGGUGCUGCAAAACUACCACAUUCCAGCUGGGACACUGGUCCAGGUGUUCCUCCAUUCGCUGGGUCGCCACUCCGCCUCCUUCCCGAGGCCAGAGCGCUAUGAGCCCCAGCGCUGGCUAGAGGUCAAUGGUUCCAGCACAAACUUCCGCCACCUGGCCUUUGGCUUUGGAGUGCGCCAGUGCCUGGGGCGGCGCCUGGCAGAGGUGGAGAUGCUGCUCCUGCUGCACCACGUGCUGAAAAGCUUCCUGGUGGAGACACUAAACCAAGAGGAUGUAAGGAUGGUGUACCGCUUCGUAUUCAGGCCUACCACUCUCCCCCUCCUCACCUUCAGGGCCAUCAACUAG
This is a messenger RNA of Propithecus coquereli (Coquerel's sifaka), 1359 nucleotides long. RefSeq names its product cytochrome P450 11B2, mitochondrial-like. Gene Ontology annotation, molecular function: heme binding; corticosterone 18-monooxygenase activity; steroid 11-beta-monooxygenase activity. Gene Ontology annotation, cellular component: mitochondrial inner membrane. Lineage: Eukaryota; Metazoa; Chordata; Mammalia; Primates; Indriidae. The record is from RefSeq and is a predicted model, not a curated record. Gene Ontology annotation, biological process: cellular response to peptide hormone stimulus; cortisol metabolic process; glucocorticoid biosynthetic process. The transcript has 9 exons. The coding region runs from base 1 to 1359 and encodes 452 amino acids.